Messenger RNA from Lolium perenne, 900 nucleotides. RefSeq names its product protein NUCLEAR FUSION DEFECTIVE 4-like. Gene Ontology annotation, cellular component: membrane. The record is from RefSeq and is a predicted model, not a curated record. Lineage: Eukaryota; Viridiplantae; Streptophyta; Magnoliopsida; Poales; Poaceae.
CCGUCGAUGGUGUCGUCGGCGCUGGACGCGAUGGCGGGCACGGCGUGGGGCCGGUGGCUGGGCCUCGUCGCGGCGGUGUGGGUGCAGUGCGUCUCCGGGAACAACUACACCUUCUCCAACUACUCGGACUCCAUCAAGACGCUCAUGGGCCUCACCCAGCUGCAGCUCAACGGCCUCUCCGUCGCCAAGGACGUCGGCAAGGCCUUCGGCCUGCUCGCCGGCCUCGCCUCCGACCGCGUCCCCACCUGGCUCCUCCUCGCCAUCGGCUCCCUUGAGGGCUUCCUCGGCUACGGCGCGCAGUGGCUCGUCGUCUCCAAGACCGUCGCGCCGCUACCCUACUGGCAGAUAUGCGUCUGCCUCUGCCUCGGCGGCAACAGCACCACCUGGAUGAACACCGCCGUCCUCGUCACCUGCAUCCGCAACUUCCGCGGCAGCCGCGGCCCCGUCUCCGGGGUCCUCAAGGGCUUCGUCGGCCUCAGCACCGCCAUCUUCACCGACCUCUGCUCCGCGCUCUUCGCCGACGACCCGGCCUCCUUCCUCGUCAUGCUCGCCGUCGUGCCCGCCGCCGUCUGCGCCCUCGCCAUGGUCUUCCUCCGCAAGGCGGCCAACGCCGACGCCGAGAACACGGUCCUGGAUGACUCAACCACCACAACCCCGCUCCUGCUCGCGUCCAAGCCGGCGGCGGCGGAGGCGCGCGGCCCCAGCGAGCGCCCGCGGCUCGGCGAGGAGCACACCAUCGCGGAGGCGCUCUCCGCGCUCGACUUCUGGCCGGUGCCUACCCUCAGCACGGCAGCGCGGCAUUUCGCCGAACACGCCGCGGGCGUGCGUGAGGGGAGGCCGGCAGCGAGCUCACCGCGGCAGUCGCGCGCGGGCUCCUCCCGGCGAGCGCGCGGCGGCUAG